Messenger RNA from Botrytis byssoidea, 1527 nucleotides. RefSeq lists its product as uncharacterized. Gene Ontology annotation, molecular function: transmembrane transporter activity. Lineage: Eukaryota; Fungi; Ascomycota; Leotiomycetes; Helotiales; Sclerotiniaceae. The transcript has 6 exons. The coding region runs from base 1 to 1527 and encodes 508 amino acids. Gene Ontology annotation, biological process: transmembrane transport. The record is from RefSeq and is a predicted model, not a curated record.
AUGAACGAACAACCAUCCCCUGGAGAAGGGAAUUCUGAUUCCCACCCUGAACCGAACCCCAUCAAACGACAUGGCUGGCAAUUUUGGGCAAUUUUCCCGGGCUUGUGUCUUGCAUCCGUAUUGUGUGCACUUGAUUCCACAAUCUUAUCAACCGCUUUACCUACAAUUACAGCCGAAUUGAAAUCAUCAUCAAGCUACGUUUGGAUAAUCAAUGCCUACACACUAUUUUAUGGACAAUUUGCUGAUAUUUUUGGGCGAAAAAGUGCAACUAUCAUAGCAAUAUGUUUUUUCCUCUUGGGUAGCGGUAUUUGCACCGGGGCAGGUCAUAUUAGCAUGCUGAUUAGUGGACGAGCAGUUCAAGGGCUUGGGGGAGGUGGGUUAAGCAUCUUGCCAGCAAUGGUAGUUUGUGAUUUGGUUUCUUUGAGAGAAAGACAAAAAUAUACUGGUUUGAUUUAUGGAGCGUCUGCUAUUGGCACUUUUAUUGGGCCCGUAGUCGGGGGCUCAAUGGUAGAACUUAUUGGAUGGAGAUGGAUUUUCUGGCUGAAUCUGCCUAUCGGAGGACUGGCUUUAUUUUCAGUGAUUUUCUUCUUUCGAGUUUCCCACGUCCAUUCUGGACCAACCAUAUCAAACUUAGGAAAGAUUGAUUACUUUGGUAACACCUUGUUGAUCGGAGCAAUUACCUCGAUUCUGAUUGCGCUGUCGGGUACCAAUGUGGAAAGACCAUGGGAAUCUUGUCAGAGAUUGCUGCCAUUGUUAUUGGGUCUUAUGGCUCUUCCCUUAUACAUGAUUUUUGAAAACUCGCCGUUUUGCAAGCGACCCACCACACCCUUACGACUCUUUUCUCACAGAACAUCCUAUUUUCUCCCCGUUUACCUUCAAGCCGCCUUGAAAGAUUCCCCGCAGGAAUCGGGGAUUCACACUCUCGCAGCAGCCAUACCGAUGAUUCCGUUUGGCAUUUUGGGAGGAUUUUGGAUUGCUAAAGUGGGACAUUAUAGACUCAAUCAAAUUUUUGGGUUUGCACUCGCUACUAUUGCCGUUGGGUGCUUCGGCAUUCUAGACCAAAAUUCUUCCACGGCUGUUUGGGUCAUAUUACAGAUAGUUUUCGCGGCCGGUGCUGGAAUUGUGCUUACAGCUGCAUUACCUGCGAUACAAGCACCGCUCCCAGAAUCUGACGUCGCAACCGCGACCGCAACGUGGGGAUUUAUUCAAUGCCUGGGGUUUGUUUGUGGUGUUGCCGUACCUUCCAGUAUCUUUGAAGCUAAAUUCAGAAGUGUGAUUUACACGAUUGAUGAUGAUAGUUUGAAGAAAGUGUUCAGAGCUGGAGGUGCUUACGAGCAUGCUUCGAAGGCUUUUAUCACAUCUUUGUCAGAGGAAUUUCUGAAGCUUGUGUGGGAGGUUGAAUUGGCAUUUGCUAUCUUUGGACUACUCGCAUCCUUGUUCGUUAACCUGGAGACAAGUUAUGGACACGGGGAAGAGAUUGAAGCUGCUAAAACUGAAAAGUCUACAAUUGGCCUUCUGCAACUGUAA